UUCCGCCACCGCCUCCCGCCGUGGCAACAAGCUCAGCCCCGAUUGGGCCAGCUGAGACUCCGCCGCGGCCCACAAGUAACGAGCUCGCCGAUUGGCUGCGGGCAGGGCUCGCGCCGCCAGCGGCCGGAAGUGACGCGCUGUGUCGGCGCGGCGGGGCGGGGCCGGAGCGGCGGGAGCGGGGCCCGGGCCGAGCCCAGCGCCAGGCCCAGGCCUAGGCCUAGUCCCGAUCCCAGGCCCGAGCCCAAUCCCGAGCCCAGGCCCGAGCCCGAGCCCCGCACGGCCCUUCCCGCACGGACACCGCAGGUGAGCGGGGCUGGGGGCGGCGCUGAGGCGGGGCCCGGUGAUGUCGGCGCCGGGCGGGAGCGGGGCUCUCCGGGCUCCCCGGUAUGUCCCGUGUGCGGCACAAAGCAGGGUCUGCGGGUGCGGGUUGUGCGGGGCUGGUGCCGCGCUGGGAUGCAGGUGCCUCUCUGGGAGGGGCGCGCACCUUGGCUGUUCAGGUGAGGCACAAGGAAGAAACCGCGCAGAAUAGAUCAGGCAGUGUCUGCGGAAGAGCGCCUUUCAGCAGGAGACGCCGAGCUGUCCAGCGCCAGGACCAUGGAUUUCCCGGGGCACUUUGAGCAGGUCUUCCAGCAGCUCAACUACCAGCGCCUGCACGGGCAGCUGUGCGACUGCGUCAUCGUGGUGGGCAGCCGGCACUUCAAGGCGCACCGCUCGGUGCUGGCCGCCUGCAGCACGCACUUCCGCGCGCUCUUCACCGUGGCCGAGGGCGACCAGAGCAUGAACAUGAUCCAGCUGGACAGCGAGGUGGUGACGGCCGAGGCCUUCGCCGCGCUCAUCGACAUGAUGUACACCUCCACGCUCAUGCUGGGCGAGAGCAACGUGAUGGACGUGCUGCUGGCCGCCUCGCACCUGCACCUCAACUCCGUGGUCAAGGCCUGCAAGCACUACCUGACGACACGGACGCUGCCGCUGUCGCCGCCCAGCGAGCGCGCGCAGGAGCAGAGCGCGCGGCUGCAGCGCUCCUUCAUGCUGCAGCAGCUGGGGCUCAGCAUCGUCAGCUCGGCGCUGGGCUCGGCGCAGGGCGCCGAGGAGGCCCCCGGCGCCGUGGGCGCGGCGCUGCGCGGCGGGCUGGAGCAGCGCGCCGCCUUCCCCAUGCGCCGCCUGCACAAGCGCAAGCAGUCCUCCGAGGAGCGCGCCCGCCAGCGCAUGCGGCCCGCCCUGGACGAGCCCGUGGCCGACGUGGCCGCCGAGAGCGGGCAGCCCGUGGUGCACUCGCGGGAGGAUUUCUUCUCUCCCGACUCACUGAAGAUGGUGGAUAACCCCAAGGCGGAUGCGGUUGGCGAUAACCAGGAGGACAACACGAUCAUGUUCGACCAGUCCUUUGGUGCUCAGGAGGAUGCUCAGGUGCCCAGCCAGUCAGACAAUGGCGGAGGGAACAUUUCCCAGAUGUCCAUGGCAUCCCAGGCCACGCAGGUGGAAACCAGCUUCGACCAGGAGGCUGCUGCUGAGAAGAGCAACUUCCCCUGUGAAAAUCCAGAGGUCAGCCUGAAUGAGAAGGAGCACAUGAGGGUGGUGGUGAAGUCGGAGCCCCUGAGCUCCCCGGAGCCUCAGGAUGAGGUGAGCGACGUCACCUCCCAGGCGGAGGGCAGCGAGUCCGUGGAGGUGGAAGGAGGAGUGGUGAGUGCAGAGAAGAUAGAGCUGAGUCCCGAGAGCAGCGACCGCAGCUUCUCGGACCCCCAGUCCAGCACUGACCGGGUGGGAGACAUCCACAUCAUGGAGGUGUCCAACAACCUGGAGCACAAGUCUUCCUUCAGCAUUUCAAAUUUUUUGAAUAAAAGCAGGGGAGGAGGCUUUGGCGCCAGCCAGAACAACGAUGACAACAUUCCCAACACCACCAGUGACUGCAGGAUGGACAGCGACGCCCCUUACCUGAUGAGCCCAGAGUCGGGGCCCGCCGGCGGCCACUCCUCUGCUGCCGUCUCGCACGUGGAGAACCCGUUCAGCGAGCCCACGGACUCGCACUUUGUGAGGCCCAUGCAGGAUGUGAUGGGUCUGCCGUGCGUGCAGAGCUCCGGCUACCGAGCGGCGGAGCAGUUCGGCAUGGAUUUCCCCCGCUCGGGCCUGGGCUUGCACUCGCUCUCUCGGGCCAUGAUGGGCUCCGUGAGAGGCGGAGCUGGUGGCUUUCCCGGCUACCGCCGCAUCGCCCCCAAAAUGCCCGUGGUGACCUCGGUGCGGGGCUCGCAGCUGCAGGAGAGCUCUUCGGGCUCACAGCUGAUGAUGAACGGGGGCGCGUCCUUCGAGGGUGGGCACCUGUCGCAGCCGGGCCCGCCGCAGCUGACGCGCGCCUCGGCCGACGUGCUGUCCAAGUGUAAGAAGGCCCUGUCGGAGCACAACGUGCUGGUGGUGGAGGGCGCGCGCAAGUACGCCUGCAAGAUCUGCUGCAAGACCUUCCUGACGCUGACGGACUGCAAGAAGCACAUCCGCGUGCACACGGGGGAGAAGCCCUACGCCUGCCUCAAGUGCGGCAAGCGCUUCAGCCAGUCCAGCCACCUGUACAAACACUCUAAGACCACCUGCCUCAGGUGGCAGAGCAGCAACCUGCCCAGCAGCUUGCUGUGAGGCGGGGACGCUGCGGCGGGCGCACACCGGCGUGCCACGGUGCCGGCACAGGCCGGGCUCUGCCUUUGGGGAUAUCCGGUACCUACCUCGCGGGUGUCGCCGCCGGGAGCCGCGCGGCGGGAUGGGGAUGUGACCCCACGGCGGGGAUGGGGAUGGGACCCCACGGCCAAGAGCCUCUUUGCAGGGCAGAGGGGCGACGGCACGGGGGUCUCCUGAAAUGGCACGGUUCGAGAGCAACAAACUGACGUGCGCAUUUCUUCUUCUUUUUUUUUUUUUCUUCCUUCUCUUCUCUCUAAAGCGUUUUGUAACAGUGAAAGCAUUUAAAUGAUUACUGUAACAUGAGUUGCUGCAUUACGUGAGGAUGGUGGUGCAGACCCCUUACCUUUAAAAAACGGCUUAGGCUGCACCUGUCUGACAUAACGCUUUAAAAUACGCUACUUACGACGAUAGUUCUAGGAUUAUGAAUGUAUGUUUGGCUGUUUUGUAGUAAAGGACACUGUGUAAUCAAGGUGCUUAAAUUAAAUCCCAGACAAGUAACUUUUGGACUGCCAGGUGUACAUAUAACUUUAAUACAGCAAGAUCUGGAUAUUUGGCUGGGUUUUUUUUCCGUAGAAGCGAGUAUUAAGUGGUAAGUGAAGUACUGUCUCUUGUUUGUGCUAUUCCUAGCAGUAUUUUAACCAGUUUGUAUCUCCUAUGUUACGAUUCUAUAUACGCGGAAGUUUGAGCAGAGCUUGUCUUUGUCUGUUGUUUUGAAGGAGAGGGAAUCCGUGAUGGCUUUUUGUGCCACGAUGUAAGGCAGCAGCAUCCUGCUGUUCCCGGAUGCCCACAGUCCAUCUGGUCCCCGUCACGGCGUGAGCACGUUGUCUCUUUCUCUUAUCUCCGGGCUUUAAUUUCCUGCCCCGCGCACUGAGUGACUUCCCUUUGCAGCUGUGGGUCUGUCCUUGGGGCAAAUGGCCCCUUUGCCCUACUGCACAGGGUCACGGAGUGUGCUCAGUGGGAAGGGAGCCCUCAGGAUCACUGUGCCCAGCUCCUGGCCUUGCAGAGGAUACCACAGCAAUCCCGUCUUGUGCCUGACACUCCUUCGCCUCAGGCAGCUUGGGGUUGUCACCCUGUCCCUGGGGAUCUUGUUCAGUGCCAGACCACCCUCCAGGUGAAAAACCUUUCCUGGUGGCCAACCUAAACCUCCCGUGAUUCACCCUCAGCCGCUUUCUCCCUCCUGCCACUGCUCACGAGGGCGAGGAGCUCUGUACCUGCCCUUCUGCUGCUCCUCGGGAGGAGGAUGGAGACCCCGCUGAGGUCUGCCCUCAGUGUCCUCUCCUCCAGGCUGAGCAAACCACUCCUCUGCAGACCCCUCACCCAGCCCACGGCCUCCUUCGGACAGCCUCUGGCAGCUUCGUGUCUUUUGUGUGAUGGUGCUCAAAAGUCACUCGAGGCGAGGCUGCCCCAGAGCAGAGCCGAGCAGGGCAGGCAGUCCCCUCCCUCACCCUGCUGCUGACGCCCCCAGGACGUGGAUGGCCCUCCUGGCUGCCGGGGCACGGCUCACGUUCUGUGAAACAUCCUUAUCAAAUCCACUUAAGGUAGUGUCAUAAAAGUACCUUCCCCCUUACACUUUAAAAAAAAGCUAAUGUGAAUUUAAUUUUUAAAAAAUGGCACCCUACGCACGCAGCAGAAAUUUGUCUUUUUCUACAUGAGUCAUGUAAAUGUCUUUUCAAAAGAUUUUCUCUUCUUUGGUGCCGCCAUCACUUAACGCUGCCUGCAGUCUCCUUUCUUCCUUGUCAGAGGUGCCCACGCACUGUGCUCAGCGUUCUUAACUUUUGAAAUAAACUUUGAGAGCAUGUCUGCUGAUGGUGGAUGCUGCUCAGCCGAGCAGGGGCUGGGGCAGGGCUGCAGCUGUCCCUCUGCUCAGGUGAGACAGAGGAGUCCCUGCCCCUGCCCUGCCAGCGUGUCGACCACCCGAGGAGUGCAGAAACACAGGAGAUGGUUGGGCUAAGUCCUUUAAAAUGGUAAUAUUUUGUUAUAGGAUUUACUUAAUGGUCAUAUUUCUGGCUCUUGGUUUGGUUUUUUUUUAAGUAUUAAAAUAACACUUUUUUGAAGCAGUGGGAUAUGCUGUGUUUUGUUUUAAAUAAUUUCAGUAUCGGGGACUAACAGCACUGAGCUGCAUAAAAACUCUCCCAAACAUCAAUAAAGUGCAGUAUUUUGUACUUUAAUACUUUCUUGUGUUGCUUUAUUAAGUAACACUGUUUCAUCCUCAUUGCAUUUCUGGUGUUUUGCAUUUCACACACGAGGCUUUUUUCUCAUUUUGUGUUUCCUGUGGCACACCCGCAUCUCUGAACUGUUGCCAUGUUUUGGAAUGAAGCAUCUCUUCACGCAGUGAGACUAACUAGGAACUAAGGUGAGCAGAUAAACACUUAACUGGACUCUUGGAGUGUUUUUGUACAGAUUUUAACGUGGAAUUUCAGUUCCCUAUCCUUUCUCUGUGACGUUUGGAGCGUUUUUGGCAGCGGCAGCUUUAAAUUCGUGGUCAGUUGGUGCAAGGCCUGGAGCCUGCAGCUGCCUCGCAGCCUUCUGAGUCUUCCUGAACAAAGCAAUAAAUUCCUGGGGACAGCAUGGAUAAACACCUGGGGCCUGAGCUGCUCCAGUGGCGGGUGUCCCGCCCCACAGCCUGCAGAGCUGAUCUGAACUGUGCUCAGAGCGGAGCUUUGCUCGUGGGAUCUCGCGUGGAGGCGUGGGGGCGUCUGUUCCGAAACAGCUGGAAAUAAACCCUGCGUUUUGUGUGGCUGUGUCUGCCUGGCUUCACUGGUUUGGUGCUCUCCACACCAGCCUGUACAGAAAAAGUUGUGACUGCAGAAGGGAUCACACAAACCUUGAUAGCAGUUUUGUCCCCUGUAGAGUUCUUUGUGUUACUUUUGUUACUGAAGUGAUAUUUGCAGCGCUUGUAGAACUCAUGAUCCGCGGCCACUGCUGCUCUCCGAGUUCCUCGUGGGAGGAUGUCACGGGUGCAGGAGGCGCUUGGGUCAGAGGAGUUCUGGGAUGGACACCUGAGCUCCCUGUGGCAGCUGCUUUACCAGCUCGUGUCUGCUUCUGAGUGCACCUGGGGAGUCUGGCACGCCUGCUCGGACACCCGGCCAGUCCCUGUCAUCACCAGGAACCUCUCAGGUGCUUGGUCACCAUCCUUCAGUGUCACAGCAGCUCCACCAGCAUCUUCCGUCAGGACUCUUGGGGAGCAGCGAGCUCCCCCCUGGCCCCAGGGCCUGGUUUUCACAGCAGAGUCAGUCCUCAUUUCCCCUGGCUCCUCUGGGAGCUCCCCGGCCCGCUGGGAUGCCCACUCCCUUCCUCCCCACCACCACGGCCACCAGCCUUUCCUGCUCAGUCCAGGUCACAAACCUCCAGAACUGUUUCCGACAGGCCAGCACAAGGCAACCAGCCGUGCUUGCGAACCAAAACUUCCUGAUGAACGUGUCAGCAUUCCUCCUGUGAUGCAGGGAGCUCCCACCAGCCGUUACUGCUACCAGAGAGCGCUUCACGGAGCCUCCAGGAGAUCCCAGCAGGGGCUGGCUCCAGGGGCAGCAGGGGACACGGGGCGUGCUGGCUGUGCGCUGGGCUCUGCCUGCCUCCCCACGCCGGGGGUAUCUGCUGCCUGCUGCUCACCCCUCCUGCCUGCUGCGUGCUCCUCGCUCCCUCCCCUCGUGCUGCUGGCCCCAAAAAGCCCUGGCAGCCUG
Molecule: messenger RNA, 6338 nt
Organism: Motacilla alba alba
Lineage: Eukaryota; Metazoa; Chordata; Aves; Passeriformes; Motacillidae
Gene: ZBTB5
Product: zinc finger and BTB domain containing 5
Exons: 2
Coding region: 595-2619 (674 amino acids)
Biological process (GO): regulation of transcription by RNA polymerase II
Cellular component (GO): nucleus
Molecular function (GO): RNA polymerase II cis-regulatory region sequence-specific DNA binding; protein binding; DNA-binding transcription factor activity, RNA polymerase II-specific
Source: RefSeq, a predicted model, not a curated record